Bubalus bubalis (water buffalo) is the source of this 3387-nucleotide messenger RNA. RefSeq names its product tetratricopeptide repeat domain 24 (gene TTC24). Gene Ontology annotation, molecular function: protein binding. The coding region runs from base 750 to 2543 and encodes 597 amino acids. The record is from RefSeq and is a predicted model, not a curated record. The transcript has 11 exons. NCBI's taxonomy places the organism in Eukaryota, Metazoa, Chordata, Mammalia, Artiodactyla, Bovidae.
AUGCAGGCCACCCUUGGUGAGUUAGGGCAGGAGGUGCCGGUUUUCCUGGGUCCUGCUGUUCUCUCAUUAAGCAGAACCUGGAGGUUGCAGAUCAGUGGAGCUGGGAAAAGGAGUCCGGGGGCAGAGAGGCUCCUCUGAUCUCCAGGCUUCCUGACCAUCAACUUUUCACCCUCUUCCCAAAUGUAAAACUACCACACAGAAGCACAGUGUAUGAGUGUGUUCGUGUGUGUGUGAAAGGGUUCAUUGCUGGGACAACCCACACCUCAUUAAAACUUGCAAUCACGGUUAGUGGAAGGGACCUUAGGCUAGUUAGCCCAGAAUCAGAAAACCUGGGCUCUAAUCUCAGCCUCAUGACUGCUUUGUGACCUCAGGCACACCUGCUCUUAUGAUGUCCCUUCCUCUGUGAAAUGAGGGAAUGUGAUAGAUGAUCUUUGAAGCUAUAACUAGCAACAAGCCCUUGCUGCUUUGAUUCUUGCUUGAAGUGAAGGACUUGAAGCAUGUGUCUGCAAGAGUGGGGAGAGGUGAGGCAGGAAGGGCAAAGAAAUCCAAGUAUUCUAUGCCCAAGCACCAGCAGAGUUCAGCACUAAGAUAGGAUACUUGAGCUGUCAAUCAAAGAAUUCCCUAGGCAUUGAGGGCGGUACCUGGUUGUCUGGUAACCCCAGGGGCUCUGAGCUAAGAGCUGAGAGAGGUAACCCUAGCCAGAGGGACCAUUCCAGAAAGUCAGCUACAGAGAAGAUCAAAGAAGCCCUAUGUCUUCCCUCAACACUGAGGAUACCCCCCAAGAACCCUCGCUCUCGUCCUCAAGCUCCAAGAAGAAAAAGAAGAAAAGAAAGUGGCCUCAGCAAGAGGCCACCAUCCAAGCCCUCACCAGGGCUGGCCACAGGGCCCUAUUGGCUGGCUGGAACCAUGAGGCCUUGACCAGCUUCCAGAGGGCCUUCCUCCUGGCUUCCAAGUCACCACAAACCAGAGACACCCCUGUUCUCCGGGCCUGUGCCUUCAACCUGGGGGCUGCCUAUGUGGAGACUGGGGACCCAGCCAGAGGCCUUGAGCUGCUCCUAUGUGCUCAACCUCAAGAGACGGCCCAGGGCGGGUGUCGUGGCGACCAGUGUUUCAAUGUGGCUUUGGCCUACCAUGCCCUGGGUGACCUGCCUCAAGCUUUGGCCUGGUACCACAAGGCCCUGUGCCACUACCAGCCACUAGGUGACCAGGGACAAGCCCAGGCAAAAAUGGGAGCCUGCUACCGAGCUCUGGGACAGCCUGGGCUAGCAGCCCACUGCCUGCAAGAAGCGGGCCGGGCCUUUGCCCAAGCAGGGCAGCCCCAGGCUGCAGCCCUGACACUGGGGGCUGCAGCGGGGUGUAUGCUGAAGAGCGGGCAGCAUGGGGUGGGUGAAGUCAUGCAGGUGCUGGAGGAAAGUCGGAGGCUUGCUGAGAGAAGCACUGAGCGGGGACUGCUGGGGCAACUCUAUAACGAUCUAGGCCUGGGCUACUCCCAGCUCCAGCUGUUCCCGCUAGCAGUAGAGGCCUUCCUGCAAGCCCUGCCCCUGUGCCGGGAGCCAGGAGAGGAGGCCACGGUGCUAAGGAACCUUGGGAUGGCCCACAAUGCCCUCGGCAACUAUCAGGAAGCCCGGGAGUUCCACCAGAAGGCUGCCGACCUGCACGGCUCUGUGGGGCAGCGGAGGGAGCAGGGCUGGAGCUUUGGCAGCCUGGCAUUUGCAGUGAGCCAGCUGGGAGACCACAAGGCCGCCAGAGACAACUACCUACAUGCUCUGCAGGCUGCCCGGGACACUGGGGACGUGAAGGGGCAAUGGCAGGCCUGUGAGGGUCUGGGGGCUGCUGCAGCCAGACUGGGACAGCAUGACCAGGCUCUGAAGUACUAUAAGGAAGCGCUGGCCCGGUGUCCGAAGGAGUCAGAUUCUGUGCGAGAGCGGCUGGUGGCCAAGCUGACAGAUGCCAUAAGGACCCACUUGGCCCGGGGUGGGCUGCUUCCGACUCACACCCUGACCUCAGCUCCAGAGAGAUCCCUGGCUCCAGGUGGAGGUGGCCUGGUGGAAGGGACCCCAGCCAGGGUAGGCAGGGGCACACCAGGAGUGCAGCAGAGAUCUUCUGGUGGGUGGGAAGAUGAGUUAGAGGAAGGCCACGAGGGGAAAGAGGAAGAGUCAGCGAAUGUUCCCACGACAUCUCGGGCACCAAGGCUGGAGGGCCCAACACCCAAGGCCCAUCUCUCAUUUGGAGGCCAAGGCCCCCUCAGAAUGGAGAACCCUGGCCUUCUGGUACCCAACGUGCCCCGUGGCAAUAGUCUGCACAACCUUCACCCGGCUCUGGAGGUCCGGAGUGUCCCCCGCGUCCUGCAUGGCCUGAGUGUAGGCCUCGGUGAAAGGGAGAAUCCUGCUGAAUGGGGGAACGCAUGGCUUCAGCGUACUCCCCACUGCCCUGGAGCCCACCAGCAGAGCCCCUUUCUGCCUCCUUCAGGUCAUUCAAACAGCCCAGGGAACCCCCUGGCAGGAACCCUCAGAGGAGAUCCAUGGAGUCUGGCUUCUGCAUAAUCAUGUGACCAUCCCCGGCUAGCCACAGCAUGGCCUCUGCAGUACCCUCCCAACAUGCACACUUCAGGGACUUCUGGGGCUGAACCCCUUCCCCGUCGUUUCUGGUGAGCACUGCAUGGGCAUGGAAUGCAAUGUCUGCAAGUGGGCCCCCAAGCAGGCUGCACAAGGGCUUGCCAGUCUUAGCACCAAGGCGUUCUGGGUGCUUCUCAUUGGGAUUUUUGGAUUCAAUAGGGAAAAGAAAAAAGGAAAACGGAUGAUACAUUUCUCCCCUUUCUUUCUGGCAUCAAACCUCACAAUCUGGCCUUGCCAGUUCUUAAAAGCAUGACAUCUUGUUUAGGACACUUCAGGGUCACUGACUUCAUUUUCUCAUAUGGGAAAUGUGUAUCUCAUGCUACAGAAGAUACACCUUAACAGAGCUUUUGAUGCAUUCCUCUUCCUCCACAAAAUAAAAGCAGAUGCUGGAUGCAGGGCCCCUCGGGCCUAUAGCAGCUUUACUGCUGCUAGCUGCUGCAACAACAGUAUUUUGUAACAUUGCUCACUUGCACACGCCACACCCUGUUGUGCUUCACAAGUGUCUUCUCCUUUAAUCCUCACAGCACAUGAAUCCCCUUUCACACGUGAGGAAAAGUAGGCACAAAUGUUAAGUGGUCUACCUACCAGGUCACACAACUAGUAAGUGAAGCUGAGAUUCAUACCUAGGCAGUGAGCACCCUUUAGGAUGCCGUGCAGUUCAAUUCCCCCAGUUAAGCCAUUGCUUACCAACAGUUGUUCGUGUUUGAUACCAAAUGUGUUUAUUCCAAUUGUAUGUGUUAUCGUUGUUUGUAAUUAAACUGAUGAACUAAGA